Molecule: messenger RNA, 623 nt
Organism: Pelobates cultripes (western spadefoot toad)
Lineage: Eukaryota; Metazoa; Chordata; Amphibia; Anura; Pelobatidae
Source: the annotation of a GenBank genome assembly
AUGGCCACUGAAGGAAAGAUUGCAAUACUUAUGCCAUCUUAUGCAGUGAGAGCCCCGUUUAAGGAGCACAUUGCACAAGAGUUUGCCCGAUUCUGGCACGCACUUUACCAGUGGACAGAAAAGCCUACUGUGACAGCUGUGGCUCAGACUUGCACACCGAACAGCUACGUAAAGCCGAAGCUGGCUGUGAAGAGGCCUAGCUGUGGCACCGGCAGAGCAGCAGCAGAGGAAGGUAUUGGGAAAGGCUUACACACACAGACCACUCAGUUCCAAAAUUGGCCUUUGCUAGCCUGACUGGCGAUCCAUACAGUGGGAGGAGGCACCCUUGGGGUACAACAACCAUACAAACAGCAGAUCAUUCACAUGUGAGCCCACCUGAGCUGAAGACCACUAGGGGCUUGGCCCCAAUGCAUCACCCACACCAGCGAAAGCAUGACCACAACGAGAUCGGGACCUUCUGCUGCCCCCUUUGCCGGAGGUACUUGGACUCAAUGUGCCACGGAGUCCGUGGCUUAGGGAUGCAGGUCAACAUCGUAACCCAGGGCAAGAGGGAUUCCACACCUCAUCUCAGUGCUGUGGCUAUCCUCCAACACAACACUUCCAAGACAUGGGAGUCGGUUUAA